Solanum dulcamara is the source of this 2578-nucleotide messenger RNA. Its product is annotated as vacuolar-sorting receptor 1. The record is from RefSeq and is a predicted model, not a curated record. Lineage: Eukaryota; Viridiplantae; Streptophyta; Magnoliopsida; Solanales; Solanaceae. The transcript has 12 exons. Gene Ontology annotation, molecular function: calcium ion binding. Bases 426 to 2306 code for a protein of 626 amino acids.
AGUUAGAUUAGAUCUAGUAGAAGAUUCAGAGGUCUUUCAUCAACUUUCUGGUAGGUAAAACCCCAAAAAAUAGGAAAGAAAAAAGAAAAUAGCUUUCCAGUAUUUUUAUUGAUACAAAAAUCCCACAAAAUUCUAUGUUCAUAUAAAACAAUUUCAUCACUUCAGCACAGUUUACACGUUGAGUCUGUAGCUUUCCAUUCUUUUUAUCUUUUUUUUUUCCCCCAAAGAUUACAUCUUUUCCAUUUUCCUACUCCUCCUAGGUCUACAAAGGUGAUUCUUUUAUCCUUAGAUGACCAAUACAUGAUCUGGGUAUGAGUAAAGAUCUGAUUUUUAUGUGAAAUCUGUAGGUUUGAUAGCUCCUAAAGCCUUAAUUUUGACUUUUCUUGAUCUGGGUAAUUGUCAUAUUUGUGUAUCUACAACUGAAGAUGAAGGAAAAGCUAGGGUUUUUGGUGUGUGUUUGUUUUCUUGUAAUUGGGUCUUGUUUGGGUAGAUUUGUGGUGGAAAAGAAUAGCUUGAGAGUAACUUCUCCAUACUCAAUCAAAGAUGUGUAUGAGUGUGCAAUUGGGAAUUUUGGGGUUCCACAAUAUGGAGGUACAAUGGUUGGUAUCGUUGUGUACCCCAAAGCUAAUCAAAAGUCUUGCAAGGAUUUUGCAGAUUCUGAUAUUUCCUUUAAAACUAAGGCUGGUGGCAUGCCCGUUUUCGUCCUUGUCGAUAGAGGAGACUGCUAUUUCACACUAAAGGCUUGGAAUGCUCAAAAGGCUGGAGCUGCUGCUAUUCUUGUUGCUGAUGAUCGCAAUGAGCCUUUGAUUACCAUGGACACUCCUGAGGAAGAGGAUGCAAAGGCAGAUUAUCUGCAAAAUAUAACUAUUCCAUCAGCUCUAAUUAGUCAAUCUCUUGGGGAUAGCAUCAAGAAGCAACUAUCUAAAGGGGAGAUGGUUAACAUAAACCUUGAUUGGAGAGAGGCUCUUCCACAUCCUGAUGAAAGAGUUGAGUACGAGUUUUGGACUAACAGUAAUGAUGAGUGUGGUCCUAAGUGUGAAAGCCAGAGAGAGUUUGUCAAAAAUUUCAAAGGGGCUGCCCAGAUACUUGAGCAGAAGGGAUAUACACAGUUCACUCCCCAUUACAUAACUUGGUAUUGUCCUGAGGCAUUUAUUUUGAGCAAGCAAUGCAAGUCUCAGUGCAUCAACCAUGGGAGAUACUGUGCUCCAGAUCCUGAGCAAGACUUCAGCAAAGGUUAUGAUGGGAAGGAUGUUGUUUUGCAAAAUUUGCGCCAAGCUUGCUUUUAUAAGAUUGCCAAUGAAAGUGGGAAGCCCUGGUUGUGGUGGGACUACGUUACUGACUUUGGAAUCCGGUGUCCAAUGAGCGAGAAGAAGUACAAUAAAGAGUGUGCAGAUCAAGUAAUCAAAUCCCUUGGCUUUGAUGUAAAACAGAUAGAGAAAUGUGUUGGAGAUCCUGAAGCGGAUGCUGAUAACCCUGUUCUGAAGGCUGAACAAGAAGCGCAGAUUGGCAAGAACUCUCGUGGAGAUGUGACUAUCUUGCCAACUCUUGUGAUAAACAAUAGGCAGUACAGAGGCAAGUUGGACAAGGGAGCUGUUCUGAAGGCCAUUUGUUCAGGUUUUGAGGAGACAACAGAGCCUGCAAUUUGUUUAACCGAUGAUAUACAAACAAAUGAAUGCUUAGAGUCCAAUGGUGGGUGCUGGCAGGACAAAGCUGCUAACAUUACUGCAUGCCGGGAUACUUUCCGUGGGAAAGUAUGUGAAUGCCCGACGGUUCAGGGAGUAAAAUUUGUUGGUGAUGGUUAUUCUCACUGUGAAGCAUCUGGAGCAUUACGCUGUGGAUUAAACAAUGGCGGUUGUUGGAAGGGAACCAAGGAUGGCAGGACAUUUUCUGCCUGCAUAGACGACCACACAAAGGGUUGUAAAUGUCCACCAGGGUUCAAAGGAGAUGGAGUGAACGUUUGUGAAGAUAUUGAUGAAUGCAAAGAUAAGCUGGCAUGUCAGUGUCCAGAUUGCAAAUGCAAGAACACCUGGGGUGGUUAUCAAUGCAGUUGCAGUGGCAAUUUGUUGUACAUGCAAGAACAUGACACGUGUAUAGCUGCAGGCAAUGAUGGAAAAGCAGCAUUUAGCUGGGGUCUUGUUUGGGUUAUCAUCUUGGGUUUGGCAGUUGCAGGAGUUGGAGCAUAUGCCGUGUACAAGUAUAGGAUCCGGAGAUACAUGGAUUCAGAGAUCCGUGCCAUCAUGGCACAGUAUAUGCCUUUGGACAAUCAGGGAGAGGUGCCUAAUCACAUAUCCCAUGGGAAUGUCUGAUAUUAGUCCAUUGCUAAAGAAUGAUUGCGCGGAUAGAAUGUAAAAUCAAGUGAUAUCGCGAUCAGCUCUUUUACCAGUUGUCACGAGGUUCUUUAUGCUUGUGUCAUACUAGUGCAAACUCUCACUGUUCAGUGAGGUCCUAUUUAUGUAUAUGUUCAUCAUAAUAGUACACAUAAACUCCCAAUUAUGAUGGGUGAAAUUUUCCAUAUAUGCACUAUGGUCUUUUACUUUGGACCUUAGCUUAAUGAAGGGUGAAAUUUCUUAGGAACAAA